This is a messenger RNA of Anguilla anguilla (European eel), 868 nucleotides long. RefSeq names its product nuclear protein 1-like. The transcript is spliced from 3 exons. The record is from RefSeq and is a predicted model, not a curated record. Gene Ontology annotation, biological process: negative regulation of cell population proliferation; regulation of transcription by RNA polymerase II; negative regulation of cell cycle. Bases 239 to 463 code for a protein of 74 amino acids. Gene Ontology annotation, cellular component: nucleus. Lineage: Eukaryota; Metazoa; Chordata; Actinopteri; Anguilliformes; Anguillidae.
GACGAGAAAAACAAAAAUAACGCAACGUGGUGUGACAGACCAUACCAGAAGACUUUAAGUUGAAGUAGGCUACUUCGUGUUUGCGGUAUUAAACGACUUUUCUUUUCUUUUCAAAACUAUUCUCUGUUUUUAACCGCCUCUUAUUUUUCGAAACCUUAUUUGUUGGUGGGUUUUUUUUUACUAUUGAUUUUAGCUGUAUAAAUUAGUUUUAGCGCACUAAUUGUUUAUUUAUUUAAUAAUGAGUUUCGUGGAGGUGAAAAAUAUGGAACCGACUACAUUUGAAGACCGCUACUACGACGAAUAUGAAUAUUAUAAUCUUACUGACAAGUUCAGUGGUGGUACUAGUCGUAAGGGGAGGACAAAGCGUGAAGCCAGCUGCAACACCAACAGACCCAACCCUGCGGGCCAUGAGCGAAAGAUAACUGAGAAAUUGCAAAAUGCCGAAAAGAAGGCCAAGGAAUGAGGGACGAACAAGAGGAAAAACCAUUGGACAGCUAACCCUGGCAACAGACCAUAGCCAUCUUGGUAAUGGAUGAGCAGACUGAAGGGCCAGCGUGUGGCAAGUCAGACCAGCCUGGCGGGGAGUUACAGGGGGGAAAUUGAAACAAACUUUUUUUUAAAGUGUAAACUGUUUCAGGUUAAAAUGGGGAUAGAAUCUGGGAAGGUUAAGAGUGACUGUGUUGGAAGUUUGAGCUAAUAUGAUUGUGAUUAGUUUUCUGAAAUUAGUUGGAUUUCUGUCAUCUGGAUUGUCAGCCAGCCAUGUCAGUGUGUGAACGUUUUUUAUUUAAUUGUGGGAAAUUCUGAUGAAAUGGAUGAUUUUAAUAUCUGAAUUAAAGGAAUGACCAAACACUUUUUUUUAUACAUCAAA